UAUGGGGAAGCAGGGGCAAGGUGGGUUAGGACUGCAAGAGCUGGGCGUGGGGGCUCUGAGUGCCUUAUGCACAUUUUUUUUUUUUUUUUGCCCCAAAAUACUUGCUAGCCUUCUGCUAUCAUCAAGAAAUCCAAGGCUGAUGACACAAGGCCUCAAGGACACUCAUUUCACCAGCUGUGGCCAAGCAGUCCUCAGAGGGACAAGGACAGGCUCACUUGAGGAGGGGCUCACAGGUUUCCAUCUUCAUGUCACACUUGGGGCUUCAAGCCCAGCCUUGGUCCUGCUUCCUGUGUGGCCUCGGCUGGUCCCUUGGCCUCUCUGAAGCCUGCAAGAAGGAUGAGCUAAGUGAGCUAACGUGUGGGCCACAGCUUGUGGGGGCCGCCGCUUGCAGCUAGGUUCCUGCUUCAUGGAUCCUCUUUAUUUUUUCCUGUAAUCUCUUUUUUUAAAACAGUUUAUUUUAAUUUUCUUUGCUGUUUUUGCCAAUAUACACAGCAGAACCUACUACACCAGUUCAACAGCGUCUACAUGUACAAUUCAGUGAUGCUGAUUACAUUCUUUGAGUUGUAUAACCAGUCUCACCCUCCUUUUCUGAGUUGUUUCUGCCCCGUUAACAUAAACUCUCUGCCCCUUAGGUUUCUUACCUAAUCUUCCGAGUUGCUGUUGUCAAUUUGAUUCAUGAAGCUUCUUGAUUCAUUCAUUCCACACCAGUUUCUUGAGUCAGGCCCUGGGGACUCAGCUGUGAACAGGAUAGUCCAAGGCCCUGCCCUAGGGGGAGAUGUCAAUCACAUGAGUGUUCGGUGAGAAGGAUUGUGUCACAGAGCCUGGUGGCAUGUGGGGGCUCCCAGGACAGGGGUGAUGCGUCCUGUCUUUUCCCCACACCCAGCGUGGCCAAUUUGGAGGGUGAAUGUCCAGGGGUGGUUUGGGACACCUGCUUCACUAGCUCAGUGAGCUGUACUCCAGGGUCUGAUUGUGAUGUGACAAAGGUAGCUAAGGGGGUACAGCCGCUGGGCUCCCCCCUGGCAGAGGCUUAGGCAGCCAGGAGAGAGAGGGGGGCAGGGCAACUCAGCUUUAGUGUCCCCCCGGCCCAGGCCUCUGCCAUCUUGGGAAACAGUGGCCCAGAGUUCUAAGAAGAUGCUAACUUAACCGUCUUCCGGGCACCCCGGUCUGGUCAACAUGGCUGAAAUGCACACUCCGUAUUCUUCCUUGAAGAAGCUAUUAUUUUUCCUGAAUGGCCUCGUGGCUAUGUCUGGUGUGCUCCUCAUUGGCCUGGGCACCUGGGUCAAUGGAGGGCCCACCCUGACGAGGGUCCUUGGGCUGUCCUCUGCAUACCUCCUUCACAUUGGCUACCUGUGUUUGGCGAUGGGGUGUAUCACGGUGCUGCUUGGCUUUGCUGGGUGGUAUGGAGCUACUAAAGAAAACAGAGGCAUUCUUUUGUUUUGUUUCCUGACCCUGGUUGUCAUUGUCCUCAUGGAAAUCACGGUCGCCACAGUGAUCCUUGCUUUCUUCCCAAUUGUUCAAGACAUGGCCUUCGAGCACAUCCUCAUGACUCUGAGGAAGAAUUACAGAGGCUACAACGAGCCAGAUGACUAUUCCACAGAAUGGAACUCUGCCAUGGCGAAGCUAAGGUGCUGUGGGGUGAAUAAUUACACAGACUUUUCUGGCUCCUCCUUUGAAAUCACGAGUGGCCACACCUACCCCCGAAGCUGCUGUAAAUCCAUCCGGACCACAGCCUGUGACGGGCACAAUGUGUCCAGAGAUGUCAUCCACCAGGAGGGCUGUUUCCUCAAGCUCAUGAGAAUAACCAGGAUUCAGAGCUUCACCCUGAGUGGGGGCUCACUGGGGGCAGUGGCAAUAAAGCUGCCAGGAAUUCUUACCACCUUGCUGCUGUUCGCCAAGCUGGGCUGA
Molecule: messenger RNA, 1905 nt
Organism: Loxodonta africana (African savanna elephant)
Lineage: Eukaryota; Metazoa; Chordata; Mammalia; Proboscidea; Elephantidae
Gene: TSPAN16
Product: tetraspanin 16
Exons: 7
Coding region: 1174-1905 (243 amino acids)
Biological process (GO): regulation of vascular endothelial growth factor signaling pathway
Cellular component (GO): plasma membrane
Source: RefSeq, a predicted model, not a curated record